Molecule: messenger RNA, 2226 nt
Organism: Candidula unifasciata
Lineage: Eukaryota; Metazoa; Mollusca; Gastropoda; Stylommatophora; Geomitridae
Source: the annotation of a GenBank genome assembly
GGUACACGCUUUUUUGAGAAUCUCCUGAAGAAGCUUCAGUCAAGUUAUGAGUUUGAUCUGGAAUUGUUCACUGAUGGACACAGACCAGUUCUGGAAAAUGUCAACCGCAACGUCAAGCUGGCUCUACUCAGCGCCCAGCGGGUGAUGAUGUUUCUAGGUGACAUUGCCAGGUACCGGGAGCAGUCAUCUGACACCACUAACUAUGGAAAAGCAAGGCAUUGGUACCUGAAAGCCCAGAGGAUCCACCCACGAAAUGGACGGCCUUACAAUCAGUUGGCUAUUCUAGCAGUUUAUACUAGACGGAAGCUGGAUGCAGUCUAUUACUACAUGAGGAGUUUGGCAGCAAGCAACCCAAUCCUCACUGCAAGAGAAUCUUUGGUUUCAUUGUUUGAUGAAGUCAGGAAAAAGGUUGACGUUGUUGAAAAGAAAAGAUUUGAGGAGAGGAAACAAAGGCAGGCUCUGAAACGUAAACGGCAAAGUCGAGGGCCGCGAGUUGAAAUCUGGGUGUUGCCGGAUGGAACCAGUACACAAGAUAGAGUAAAAGAAGAAGAUGAUGAUGAAGAUCUGAGCUCAUUAUCGGCCAUUGAGCUAAACAAGCGCUUUGUGCUGACUUACUUGAACGUCCAUGGCAAACUCUUCACCAAAAUCAACUUUGAGGUUUUUGCGGAGAGUUCAAGCCUGAUGCUUCAAGAGUUCCAAAUGUUGAUUCAGCAUUCACCAUGUGUCUUCAGUAGCACACGGCUUCUUCAGUUGAUGGUCAUCAAUAUGUUUUCUAUAGAUAAUACUGCUCUCAAAGAUGAAUCUCUGGAAGACAGUUGUCGUUCUUUGUUGCAAGAACAUGCUGUAGAGGUUGGGCUGGACAUGUUCGGUCUGCUUGUCAAGCGAAGCUCUGAACUGCUAGCACUUCAGUUGGAAAAUGAUAAGAAGAGUAUCUGUGAAAACAUUGGUGAGAACCCAGUGCCUGUCCAGCGAUCUCUAAACACCAGCACUUGUGUCUUGGAUGAAGAUCUACACAUCAUGCUGCCAGCGCUCAAAACCUGGGUGGACUGGAUGAUGUGCCAUGCUCACUUGUGGAACCCUCAGCCAUUGAACCGACCACCUGAGCUGGGGCCUCACAUUGAUGUAUGGAAGAAUGUUGCCACAUUCUGUGAUCUCUUGAACUCUGUGGAAACCAAACCAGGCUGCCUGAUACGGGAGCAGAAGCCAGGGUAUGGGCCGGUGGUACUGCAUGAAGAUACAACCCUAGCUGGCUUCGUUCCCAUGUUGAGUGCGCCGCAGGAGAUAUUCUAUGCCGACUCAAGUAUUGAUCAGCAACAAGCUGAAGAUUGGCUGCGUAUCGAGAAACUCCGCCUCUUUGGAGAGUAUUUGUGUGGAGUGGAGCCGGCCAUGCUGGCUUUUAAUGUGGAAAGUGGGAAGUACUAUUCUGUGGCACCCUCGCCGACUCGGUCGGAAGAAAAACUGGUCACUGAUAGUGUGGAAGGUCAAGGUUCAGGUGAUGAGUCUGACGAUGUCAUAAUUGAACAUGACGACUCAGAAGAGGAUCAGAGAAAGAGCCUACAAGAGAAAGAUGAUAUUGACAAACUCAAAGCCAAAAAGGCAGAUUUAAGAAGACAACGAGCAGAGAGGGAGAAAAACAAGGAGAAUAUGGAAGCAAUCCUAGAUAGUCACAGACAUGGAAAGAUUGAGUUGGAGAUCUGUCCAAUUUUUUUGAUUCCUGACACCAACUGCUUUAUUGACCACUUCUCUACCCUGAAAAAGAUCUUGCAGACAAAGAAAUACACUUUAGUUGUGCCUCUUGUUGUUAUCAACGAACUUGACGGCCUCGCUCGUGGAGCUAGAGACCAUCAGUACGACAGCCCAGACCAUGCCCACAUGGUCAAAUCCCAGGCUCAAGCUGCUAUAGAGUUUCUUGAGGCAGAGUUUGAAAUGAAGAAUCCUCACCUGCGAGCCCAGACAUCAAAGGGUUCCAUACUAGAGACAAUCGCUUUCAGAAGCGAGGAGUCUGAUAGCUCCGGUGUCAAUGAUGACAUUAUCCUGAACUGUUGUCUGCAUUACUGCAAGGACAUGGCCAGAGAGUUCAUGCCCAGGGACAAAGAUCACCCAGUUCGAUUGUACAGAGAAGUAGUUCUGUUGACCGACGACCGUAACCUGCGCCUGAAAGCCCACACCUGCAACGUGCCUGUCAAAGAUGUGCCAAGCUUCAAGAAAUGGAGCAAGAUUCCCUGA